AUGCUGAACUUAUCCGCACGGCAAGCAAAUAAUCUUCAGACCUUUGAUCAAGCCCUCGGCGGAGCAAAGGCGCCAGCAAUUACGCAAAGUGGAGACUAUCAACGUCCAUACACUGUCGACGGAGUCCUUUUCGCUGAUCUUGGAUCUGCGACACGGCGCAGCUGUGACACGCAGUUCAACGCUUGCGCUGGAAUUGUGAACGCGGCUGGAAACAACAAGGGAUCUUUCAGUGUGACCGAUUGUGAUGCUCAGAGAAGUGCCUGCACCACUGGCAAAUCACAAUCAGAAGAUCCGCCGUCUACUAUUGGAUUUACGGAGAAUCUAGGACCAGACCCUCAAUUUCCGGACUUUGAUCUUAUAUGUGAUGCUUGA
Molecule: messenger RNA, 372 nt
Organism: Pseudovirgaria hyperparasitica
Lineage: Eukaryota; Fungi; Ascomycota; Dothideomycetes; Acrospermales; Acrospermaceae
Exons: 2
Coding region: 1-372 (123 amino acids)
Source: RefSeq, a predicted model, not a curated record